This is a messenger RNA of Oncorhynchus nerka (sockeye salmon), 5551 nucleotides long. RefSeq names its product scm-like with four MBT domains protein 2. Gene Ontology annotation, molecular function: chromatin binding; histone binding; transcription corepressor activity. The transcript is spliced from 22 exons. The coding region runs from base 199 to 2934 and encodes 911 amino acids. NCBI's taxonomy places the organism in Eukaryota, Metazoa, Chordata, Actinopteri, Salmoniformes, Salmonidae. Gene Ontology annotation, cellular component: nucleus. Gene Ontology annotation, biological process: negative regulation of DNA-templated transcription. The record is from RefSeq and is a predicted model, not a curated record.
CAUAUUGGAACGAGCUCUGUGCUGUGCAGUUGGAAGACGUCGCUCGCUGGCUUCCACCGAACGAAAAAGGCUCGCAAAUUUGAUUCGAAAAAAACAUAAUUAAGUGUAGGAAUGAGGGAGAUGCAGUGAAGACUGGGGAGUCUGAAGACAGACGGACAAAGGGUAAAAGGGUAAAGGUCACCAGGAAGAGAGAGCAGGAUGCAGUCCCGCCCACAGGACAGGCCGUUGGCCCUCUCCGCGGGGAAAUCCCACAGCCCGACCAAUGGGAGAGAAGAACAGGUGUACUCAGACGCAGACUCCAUGGAGGAAGAGGCCGACUUUAAUUGGGAGGAGUACCUAGAGGAGACGGGGGCGACCGCUGCACCCCACACAGCUUUCAAACAUGUGGACAUCAGCCUACAGAGCAGCUUCCAGCCGGGGAUGAAGCUGGAGGUGGCCAAUAAGAGCAGGCCAGACACUUACUGGGUGGCCACCAUCGUCACCACCUGCAGCCAGCUGCUGCUGCUGCGCUUCAGUGGCUACGGAGAUGACCGCAAGGCCGACUUCUGGUGUGAUGUCAUGACAGCCGAACUCCACCCAGUAGGCUGGUGCACCCAGAACAACAAGACCCUCCAACCCCCUGAAGAUAACGUUUACCUAAGAAAAGCCAUCAAGGAGAAGUACAGUGACUGGACAGAUUUUCUCAUCCAGGACUUGACUGGCUCACGGACCGCACCAGCAAACCUACUGGAAGGGGCUCUGAGGGGGAAGAACACAGUGGAUCUGAUUGUGGAGGGUUCGGUGAUGGAGGUACGGGACCUCACUGACCCCUACCUCUACUGGGCUGCCCGCGUCGCCCAUAACAUUGGUGGGAGGCUCCGCCUACGCCAUGUAGGUCUCCAAGACGACGCCCACGACACCUGGCUGUUCUACCUCGACGUGAGGCUCCGCCCACUGGGCUGGGCUCAGGAGAACCGCCUGUCACUGGAACCCCCAGCAGAGUUGCGCGGCCUGAAGAGCGCCCUCGAGUGGCAGGAGGCCCUGGAGGCGGUGCGGAGCGAGGCCCAGCAGAACCCACUGCCCCUGGAGGUGUUUAAGGACCAUGCAGACUUGACCAAGCACUCCUUCAGGACGGGGAUGAAGCUGGAGAUGGUGUCGCCGUCGGAACCGUUCCACAUCUGCCCUGUAUCUGUCACACAGGUCUACAAUGAGCACUACUUCCAGGUCACAGUGGAUGACCUCACUCCAGAGGCCACACCCCUGUCCCUGGUGUGCCAUUCUGAGUCGCCGGGCAUCCUCCCCGUCCAGUGGUGUCUGAAGAACGGGAUUGGUCUAGAGCGGCCCAGGGGCUACCAGAGCCAGGACUUUGAUUGGGCGGACUACCUGAAACAGAGUUGGACUGAGGCCGCCCCCGACGCAUGCUUCCCUGACGCGUGGCAGAGCCGAGGCUUCGCUAAAGACAUGUGGCUGGAGGCCGUUAACCCUGUCAGGCCCACAGAGGUGUGUGUGGCUCAGAUCACACAGGUCAGGGGUCGCCUGCUGUGGCUCAGACUGGAAGGCCUGCCUAAGUCUGUCCCUGAAUGUAUUGUGGAUGUGGAGUCCAUGGACAUAUUUCCUGUAGGAUGGUGUGAGACCAAUGCUUACCUCUUGACUCCACCACUGAAGCCUGUCUGCCAGCAGCAGAAGAAGAUAGCCGUCGUCCAGCCAGAGAAGCAGUUGGCUCCGCCGCAACCCGUGGAGACAAUCCCUCUCGACCUCUGCGAGCCCGUUGCCAUGGACACAGGCUCAGCCAAUGGGAGAUACUGUUGUUCCAGGAUCUACGUGAACCACCACUGUUUCUCUGGCCCUUACCUGAACAAGGGGCGCAUCGCUGAGCUGCCACAGGCUGUAGGGCCGGGGAAAUGCACUCUGGUCCUCAAAGAGGUGCUUAGCAUGCUAAUCAAUGCGGCCUACAAGCCUGGGCGUGUCCUGAGGGAACUACAGGAUGUGGAUUUGCAGCACUGGGACUGCCACGAGGAGACCCUCAAAGCCAAAUACAAAGGGAAGACGUAUCGAUCGUCCAUGCGGAUCGUGCGUCUGGCAGAGCAGAUCCCAGACUUCUGUCGUAGAGUGUGUGUGAAGCUGCAGUGCUGUCCCAACCUCUUCAGCCCCGUCCAAGUCACAGGCCAGUGUCCUGAGAGCUGCUCCAUGCAGACCAAGACCAAAUAUAGUUGGUGUGUGCGUGCGCGAACAAAUACAGUAAUUUUCUACAAGUCGUAUUACUACGGUAAGAAGAAGAAGCUGUCUAAGCCGUUUGGAGGAGAGGAGAGUCUGGAGGCCAAACCCACACGACGCAGGAAGAAGAGGAAGGCCAUCUUUGUCCAGAAGAAACGGCGUUCGUCUGCAGUGGACUACACUCCUGCAGGGUCACCACAGGACAGUGAUGAAGACGAGGAUGAAGAUGAUCUUAUGUUGCAGUCGGGCAGUGAAGAAGGCACCAGCUCUGAGCCACGCGAGGACCACAUAGCCACCUCCACAGAGGAUGUGGCUAACAGCCGGCCGCGGCGCACCGUGACGCUACGCAGGGCCACCCAUACCGGCAUAGCUUCGGGCAGCCGUGAGGGUCCUGAAAGCAGGCGGAGCACUCGGUCCCUGUCAUAUAACCAGGGGAACAAGUACCACCCACCCAAGAGACAGGAGAUGCAGGUGGAGUGUAGUGAGGCGGAGUGCCGGCUGGUGUUGGAGAGGAACCCUCUGGAGUGGUCCGUAGAAGACGUGGUCACCUUCAUCACCUCCACCGACUGUGCUGCUCUCGCCAACAUCUUCCAGGAGCAGGACAUAGAUGGCCAGGCGUUGUUGUUGCUGACCCUGCCCACCGUCCAGGAGUGUAUGGAGCUGAAGCUGGGUCCAGCCAUCAAGCUGUGUCACCAGAUAGAGAGGGUCAAGGUGGCCUUCUAUGCCCAGUACGCCAACUGAUCCUGGGCAUCUCACCUGGCACCUUUUACCCUGUAGAGCACAGGCUGUCUGGAGACACCACGCCCAGUACACCUUCAUCCGAGGAAGAGGAGGAGAGAUGAUUUCGCUUAAUGCCAAGUCUGGGAUUACCUGGUAUGGAAGGCUGGGAGGAAAGUGGGAAAACUGGUAAUGCUGUCGCUUAGGAAUUCCUCAAUUCUGGACAUGGAUUACCCAGCCACUUUUCCGUGGAUUACUGAUGUCACAUAGAGAAGGAAGUGACUUCAGAGGAAGUAGAAGAGGAGCUUCCCACGUACGGAGCUCAGGACGUCAUCUGCGACAACAGGCAGAGAUGGAUUGGAAGGUUCAGAUUUCCAUAGUAUUGUGUGGAAGGAUCAGUCAACUGUGAAUGGUUGAGUACGAUACAUAUGAGUCAAUCCAUAUGGAAUACAGAUCUGUGAAGAAACUGAUCGAAAUUGAGGAUUAUUUUCUUGGAACAUUUUGAAAUCGAGGAUUAUUUUCUCGGAAAAUCGUUUUUUUUUUUUUUACAUGCUGUUUGAGACUAAUGGCUCUGGCAGCGUUUAACUUAUGAACAAAUGUUAUUAAUUAUUUGUUCAAUGUUUUCCCUCUGUUAUAUUUAAGUAAAUUAGCUUAAUAUAUUUAAUUAACGAAAAUCGGUUAGUAACCUACAAUAUAUUUGCAAUAUUUAUUGUAUUCCUUAUUGAAUAGAUGUCAAAUCUAAUUUGGAUGUAAGAAAAAUAUAUAUAGAGAGAGUUGAUAGGCUAUUGACAUGUCCAAGUCUUUGGGUUCAAAUAUGUAUUUAAGGAAGUUCAUGAGUUAUUCCAGUCAAUAGUAAUUUAGUCCUGUUAUUAAAUCAUCCGUGUUUUCUUGUGUGCAUAGGGAAAUAUUAGGUCCGUUGCAUUUUCUCAUUAAGUUUGUAAAAAAUCCUGGUUACACUUUAUUUGGAUAGUCCAUCUGUAGAUGCUCUACGGGCUAUCAGUAACAUUUCAACUAACUACUAACCCUUAUUCUAAACCUUACCCUAACCGUAACCUAACCCUUAUUCUAAACCGUACCCUAACCCUAACACUUAUUCUAAACCGUAACCUAACCCUUAUUCUAAACCGUACCCUAACCGUAACCUAACCCUUAUUCUAAACCGUACCCUAACCCUAACACUUAUUCUAAACCGUAACCUAACCCUUAUUCUAAACCGUACCCUAACCGUAACCUAACCCUUAUUCUAAACCUUACCCUAACCGUAACCUAACCCUUAUUCUAAACCUUACCCUAACCAUAACCUAACCCUUAUUCUAAACCGUACCCUAACCGUAACCUAACCCUUAUUCUAAACCUUACCCUAACCAUAACCUAACCCUUAUUCUAAACCGUACCCUAACCGUAACCUAACCCUUAUUCUAAACCUUACCCUAACCGUAACCUAACCCUUAUUCUAAACCUUACCCUAACCUAACCCUAACCCUUAUUCUAAACCUUACCCUAACCGUAACCUAACCCUUAUUCUAAACCUUACCCUAACCGUAACCUUAGCAAGCAGUUGCUUAUCAACAGACGGUCAGUUGCUUAUCAACAGACGGUCAGUUGCUUAUCAACAGACGGUCAGUUGCUUAUCAACAGACGGUCAGUUGCUUAUCAACAGACGGUCAGUUGCUUAUCAACAGACGGUCAGUUGCUUAUCAACAGGCGGUCUGUUGCUUAUCAACAGGCGGUCUGUUGCUUAUCAACAGGCGGUCUGUUGCUUAUCAACAGACGGCCUGUUGCUUAUCAACAGACGGCCUGUUGCUUAUCAACAGACGGCCUGUUGCUUAUCAACAGACGGUCAGUUGCUUAUCAACAGACGGUCAGUUGCUUAUCAACAGAUGGUCUGUUGCUAGUAUCUACAAUGUGACCAAAGUCCUGAAUUAGCUUUUUACCCUUUUCACUUUUUAAGAAGUUGCUUUCACAAUCAUGUAAACAGUCAAAUACGUUGUAUCCAUCUAUGCAAAACCCGGUGCAGAUAUUUUUGAUAAGUGUUGAUAAGAAAAUACAUUUCUACUGAUUUUGUAAUGACGUUUUGUUUUCUAGUUUUUAUAGAGAUGAAGAAUUCAUCAAAGUGUUUUUUAAAACCACGUAUAAACUCACAGGCGGGUAGGCCUGAAUGAACUACGUAGGUAGUCAUAACCAUUCCAUUACCGAUUUGGAUUUCAUUGUGUUUCUUCAUGCAGGCAGUGACUAAUAGCCUGUUGUAUUUCCAAGACUGUAACAUGUUCUUAAUGUAAUAUACAUUGAAUUGAAUACAGACAGUACAUAUUCAGAUGAGAGUGUUUCACAGCAGCAAGACGGGUCGUGCUUCACCAGUUCUCUGUUACUGCACAGUUGAAUUCAUUUAAUAGCACAUACACCAACUCUGACACUUUCCAUUGAGCCAGUCUGAAAAGUGUUUUAAUCAACUGCUACCUAAAAUGGUUGCUUGGCAACACAAUUUCUACCCUCUGUUUUGCAUGAUUUUUUUUCCCUUUUCCCAGCUGUAUCUGAAAACAAACUGGAUACAUUUUGAUUGCCGAGGAGUAAACAACCAUUUAACUGGUUAAACAUUUUUUAAAAGCUGUUUAAUAAAAAAAAUAUCUCAUGUACAAGACAA